AUGAUUGAUAUCGUUCAACCCCGCGAUGGAUGCCUUUACGAGAUCAGACAGAAGGGACAAAAGGAUCUCUGUUAUGUGGUCGUACCUAAUACAAAAGAUCUGGUUAAGAGCCACUUGAUGUUCGCGGUGCGCGAAGAAGUGGAAGUACUGAAGGAGCGCAUCGCCGAACUAAUGGAGAGGAUCAAUCAGCUGGAGGUGGAGAAUAGUUACCUGCGCGCACACGCCAGCCAAGACACGCUGGCGCAGCUACCGGUGGUGGGCAGCAAGCCUCCGCCGCAGGCGCAGGGCCCGCAGCCGCCCGUGUCAUAA
This is a messenger RNA of Pieris macdunnoughi, 309 nucleotides long. NCBI's taxonomy places the organism in Eukaryota, Metazoa, Arthropoda, Insecta, Lepidoptera, Pieridae. The record is from the annotation of a GenBank genome assembly.